AUGAUGCAAGACAUUGCAAACGACAUGCACCGGCUCACUGGGGUUCUUCAAACCAAAAGCCAAAACUCGGAUAGCACCCGUAUCCUCGAUAUGUGCAUGGCACCAGGAGGCGGCCACAAAGUUCUUCUACCGAAUCAUCCUAAUGUCACACUGAAGUUUCUUGAUAUGCUGGCUGCGGAUAUAGGGACGAUGGAUAUUCCAUCUGAACACCCGGACGCUGCCAAUUUCUUACCUAGCCAGCUUGAGCCAGGAUUGGCUUUCGAUCUGGUUUUAUGCGACGGUCAGGUGCUUAGCACCCAUCAGCGAGCCUCUUAUCGUGGGGUUAAGGAGGGGAGGCGGUUGACGCUUACACAGUUGGCGAUUGGUCUUGAGCAUCUCAGGCCUGGAGGAGCUAUGAUUGUACUUGUCCACAAAGUCGAAGCUUUCCAUAAUGUGCAGCUCCUUUACACAUUCAAUAAGUUCGCUUCUGUGCGUCUCUUUAAACCUCCAAGGAUCCAUGCAAAGCGGUCUUCAUUCUACAUGCUUGCAACAAAUGUCAACGUUAGUAGUGGGGAGGCAGCUAUAGCAGUUGAAAGGUGGAAAAGAAUGUGGAAUAUUACAACAUUUGGGACAGAUGAUAUGUAUCAUAACGCUCUUUCUGAAGAAGAGUCAGGUGCUGAGAUGAUAUUGAACGAGUUUGGCUCAAAAUUUGUGAUGCUUGGUAAAAAUAUUUGGAGAUAUUUGGAGAAUCCAGGCAAAUGCAUUGGAAAAAGCCACGUUCCUAAGGGAGACUGCACUAUCUUGAUGUAUCAAUGGUUUCCCUUUAUGGAUCUAAAGCGAAAUUUGGACUAA
Messenger RNA from Monascus purpureus, 831 nucleotides. The record is from the annotation of a GenBank genome assembly. Lineage: Eukaryota; Fungi; Ascomycota; Eurotiomycetes; Eurotiales; Aspergillaceae.